This is a messenger RNA of Lachnellula hyalina, 1068 nucleotides long. RefSeq names its product Vegetative incompatibility protein HET-E-1. The transcript is spliced from 3 exons. NCBI's taxonomy places the organism in Eukaryota, Fungi, Ascomycota, Leotiomycetes, Helotiales, Lachnaceae. The record is from RefSeq and is a predicted model, not a curated record. Gene Ontology annotation, molecular function: ATP hydrolysis activity. Bases 1 to 1068 code for a protein of 355 amino acids.
AUGACGACACCCUUAGCAUUUCACCUAUUCUUCGAUUCUAUGUGGAAGUCAUUUGAAUAUCGAUUCAACAGUAUCCUCAAGGAUUUCGCUCGCCAUCGUGAUCUUGUCAUGAGAGAAGUUGUGGCUAUCGAUGUAGUAGAGGCACGUGAGUUGAGGAUCAAAUUUCAUCAGGAACUAGAACAGCAAGAGAAAAGAACCCAGAACUAUUACCUCCACGAUUCGAUUUCCUGGCUCAAGAUCCCAGAUGAAGAACAUGAUGACGAGCUCGAUCAGUUAGCAGAAAAGAGGCAAGAAGGAACCUGUGAAUGGGUUUUCAGAAACCCAAUCUUUCAAUCUUGGAAAAAUGAUGCACAUAGCGAUGCUAUUCUUUGGGUGAAAGGGAUCCCAGGAGCGGGGAAAACUAUCUUAAGCACCCAUAUUAUCCGCCAAAUGAAAGAAGAAGGCAGGUUCACGACUGUUUACCAUAUAUGCAACAGUUAUACAACAGGAAAGCAUCUUCUUGGAGAACUUAUGCGGGGUGUGAUAGUUCAACUUUUGAGGGCUGAUCGCGACCUUGCCCCUUAUAUAUUUGAGAAUUAUGCCAACAAAGGUCUGGCUCCGAGCGCAGCCCGCGUAAAAGGAUUGCUGGAAAAGCUUGUCCAAGCAAUUCCCUCUAUACGAAUUAUUGUUGAUGGUUUGGACGAGUACCCUCUUUCUGACCAGAGAACAAUUCUGAAUGAGUUGCUAUCGCUGUCUAAACUACCUGGUGGCCAAUGCAGGAUAUUAUUUUCUAAUAGGGAGAGUGAAAAUAUCAACAGAAGGCUGAAUGGCAAGCCUACUAUAUCUCUCAGGGACGAAAACGUUGACCUCAAGAAAGAUAUUGGGCUAUACGUACAUGCAGAACUCGAUAGCUUUCGGGGUGAUUUUGGUAACGAUCUGAUUGACCGAAUUGAAAGGCAAAUCGUGGCCAAGGCCGAUGGCAUGUUCCUCUGGGUACGUUUGAUCAUGCAAAGUCUAGAGGAGUGCCAUAGCCCACAGGAGCUUGUAGAAUCCGUUAAGACUCUCCCAGAGGGUCUUGACAAAGCGUGA